Messenger RNA from Pyricularia oryzae 70-15, 1339 nucleotides. Its product is annotated as histone-lysine N-methyltransferase. The transcript is spliced from 3 exons. Gene Ontology annotation, cellular component: nucleus. Bases 213 to 1208 code for a protein of 331 amino acids. Lineage: Eukaryota; Fungi; Ascomycota; Sordariomycetes; Magnaporthales; Pyriculariaceae. The record is from RefSeq and is a predicted model, not a curated record. Gene Ontology annotation, molecular function: protein binding; histone methyltransferase activity; zinc ion binding.
GGCUGCCUUCAAACAACCAUUUCACGCGACGCUGCUGUUCGUUUCGCAUAUUAUGGCGUUGGCGUAGAGAAAAGAGAAAUUUUCCCAUCUAAUCUAGAAGAUCUGCUUUAUCUUCUGCUUAGCAGACAGGUUUGAUAAUCAUUUGGAAGAAACGGAAAUAUCAUCAUCCUUCACAUCAGACUGUUCUCACCUAAGCAUCACCAUUUUGCCCCAUGGAACCAGCAUCAAGGCGGCACUUCUUCAAACAUGGAGGGCAGGAUCCUUCAAUAGGCUUAAAUUCGGCCGAGAUCCAGGAGUGCCACUGGUGCCAGUUGCGGUCCUUUGCCAAUCAUGAAAAAUACCCCAUUUCGAUCAUUAACACCACCAAAGAUGGGGCUUCGCUGCCUCCAGACUUCCGAUUCAUCUCAGAAAGGAUUCUCGGAGAGGGGGUUUCGCGCGCCGAGGCUAGCUUCCUCAGCGGCUGCGAAUGUACCUCGAACGAGGAUUGCAUGUACGGUGGCUGCGAGUGCCUCUCGGAUCUCCCUGAUUCUGGAUUAGAGAGCGACGGUGAUGCAGACUUUCGCAGGAGCCGUAAUAACCGCAUCAAGAAGUUUGCAUACUAUUCGAGUGGCGAAAGAGCCGGCUUGUUGAGGGAAAGCUACCUGGAUACGAGGACAGCCAUCUACGAGUGCCAUGAGCAGUGCAGCUGUGGGCCAGACUGUCCGAACCGUGUGGUCGAAAGGGGCCGCACCUUGCCUCUUCAGAUUUUUCGUACCGAUGAUGGAAGGGGAUGGGGUGUCAGGGCCACAGUCGAUAUCAAAUGCGGCCAGUUCGUGGAUACCUAUAUUGGCGAGGUGAUUACCGACAGCGAGGCUGUGGAGCGGCGCAAGGCCACCCGCAAGAAGGACUUGUAUCUUUUCGAUCUGGACAAAUUCUGGGAAGUGAUACAGGACGACCAAAGCAGGUUGGUGAUCGACGGAGAGUACCGAAGCGGGCCUUCCCGUUUCUUCAACCAUAGCUGCGACCCGAACAUGCGCAUCUUUGCGCGUGUUGGCGCUCAUGCCGAACUGAACCUGCACGACCUUGCAUUUUUUGCUAUCCGAGAUAUAUCAAAUGGCGAAGAACUCACAUUUGAUUAUGUCGAUGGCCAGGUCUUGCCAGAUGGUGAAUCCCUGGACGAUGAAUGCUUGUGUAAAAGCACUAACUGCAGGGGCGUUCUCUGGAGCUAAUGAGGGACUGUCGAAAGAGCCUCACGGGGCUUUUCUUUUCCUUUUUUUUCCCGAGCCGGGCAUGCGCAAAAGUUGCAGAUGCAGUUUUCGAUAGAUAAUAUAAUAUGACCGUUCAACACAAUUCCCAAACC